This is a messenger RNA of Blepharisma stoltei, 1017 nucleotides long. Lineage: Eukaryota; Ciliophora; Heterotrichea; Heterotrichida; Blepharismidae. The record is from the annotation of a GenBank genome assembly.
AUGUGGUUCAUUAAGGAUGGUGCUGGAAUUGCUUGUGUCGUUUUAACUUAUCUUAUCAUGACUGGCGUCAGUUCUUUGGUGAUCAAGGUGGCGAUUUUACAAUUAGAUGAAGAAGAGUAUAUAAAUGGACCAAUUUGUGGGUGCAGGUCCAAAUGAUAUUGCCUUAUUGAUAGUGUCCAUUUUACCGAAGUAUUUUUGGCUGAAAAUUGGUUCAACCUAGAUAGUGAGACAUUUGGCGAAAAAAAAGCCGUCAAUUUUCGGCCAUGUCGCACUAUUAAAAUUUUCGACCAAAUGUAUUUCCAUGAAAUUUACACUGUCAAAAAAUCCACUGCCAUUUGACAUGGAGCCCCAAUUUGUAUAUGUUUUUACUACUUUUUCUUAUUUUUGGCUGGAUUCAGCCAUCUUAAAGCAAUGCUGACAGACCCAGGCUCAGUUCCACUGAACUCAGCUGAGCUACCAAAAGUCAAUGAGUAUAAAGACGGGAAACCUAAGUUUUACUGCCUGAGAUGUCGAUGUAAUAAGCCAAGCCGGUGCCAUCACUGCUCAACUUGUGGGAGAUGCAUUAUGAAAAUGGAUCAUCACUGCCCAUGGGUGAAUAACUGUGUAGGGCAUUACAAUCAAAAGCACUUUGUUCUAUUUUUGCUUUAUAUUGAGCUCAGCUGUAUUUAUUCUUUUAUUAUGCUCGGAAUGAGGGCUUCCUAUUGCUUUUCACAUGAGAAGGCUGAAUUGUGCUUGAGACCGAGACAAGAAGUGUCGUUUGACUUGUUUAUUGGAGUCUUAUCGUUUUUUAUGGCAGGGAUUUUUGGGUUAUUUGUAGGAGUUAUGAUGCAGGACCAGUUAACUUGUAUUAUAAAUAAUACGUCAGGAAUUGAUGAACUGAAGAAAACACUUGUGGAGAAAAGGCCAGUUAAAGUGAAUUUAGAAGAGACAUUUGGAGGGCCGUUUGGGAUUCUUUGGUUUAUACCUACAAGUUUGAAGCGACAAUCAAAUGAUAUGGUUGAAAUAGAGCUCACAUAA